Molecule: messenger RNA, 635 nt
Organism: Oryza sativa Japonica Group (Japanese rice)
Lineage: Eukaryota; Viridiplantae; Streptophyta; Magnoliopsida; Poales; Poaceae
Source: RefSeq, a predicted model, not a curated record
UGGAGGCGGCCGAGGCCCGACGGCGGUAGCGGUCUCCACCUCCGCCGCCUCUGCCGGCGAUGCCUCCAGCCGCGCCUCCGCCUCCGCCCGCGCUAGCCGGCCGCCACCUAUGCCUCCACCUCCGCCGACGCCUCCCCCCGCCUCCCGGCCGCCAACGCCACCGAUGCCUCCCUCACCUCCACCACCGACCGCGCUAGCCGCCGGAUCCGACCUCCACGAGGCCGGGGAUGCGCAGAUACCGCCUCCUCCAUCCCCACCCACCGGACACCUCGCAGCAGUGGAGUGCCUCUUCGAGACCCUCCGCUGCCUCCCCGGUGGCUGCGAGCGCGGCGCCUCCACCUGCAUCUCCUGUAGCUGGUUCAUCAUGGAGGACGACGAACUGUCAGCCAGUGUGCCCCUUUUGUGAAUGAUAUGAUAUUGUUGUAUGAUAAAUUCUUGCCAUCCCCUUUGUGAAUGAUUGCUAUAUGAGAUGGUGAUGCGGUGAUGGAGGAUAAUGAACUGUUGGUCAGUUUGAAGUUUUUGUGAUGUGGUCAGUUUGAAGUUUUUGUGAUGCUGUCAGUUUGAUGAUAGCAAGCACCACCAUUGUAGGGUUUUUUCACACCUGUGACGGGUUGCAAUCUAUUUUUCUUUUUUUU